AUGGCAUUCCCUAAUGGCACCGGGUACGCCGAUUCGGAUGCCGACGACGAGUACGAAAGGAGCGUCAUGACAUCUCCCACCGCCCUCCAUACCGAUUCCGAGACCUCUUCAGAACUGCCGUCCAACGAGCAUACGCCCACGACAUUCGAUCCUCCUGCUGAUGAUCGAGGUUUACCAAGAUCAAUAAUAACAGAAUGGACACCGGAGGAAUGUGCUCAAUUUGUGGCAUCACUGAAUUUACGACAAUAUUGCGAUGCUUUUAUAGAACACGGCAUCGUGGGCGAAGCGCUUGUUGCGCUCAAACACGAUGAGCUAAAAGAGAUGGGUAUAGCUAGUGUGGGCCAUCGCUUGACCAUCCUCAAGCAGGUCUACGAACUCAAAAUUGAGCAAGAUGUCACUGUCGAGCCGGACGACUACGUGCCGUUAUCGGCGGAGGCAAAUCCUCGAUUCGAGAUGGCCACUAAAGAAGAUAUCGCUCGAAUAGCCCGCUCUAUCAUCAAACUCCGAGAUGAUAGGAUCACUCAAACAGAAGCGCAGCUCACCCGCCUCGCCGACGACUAUCGCAAGUUACGGCAGGAAAUGCUACCCUUGUUCAAACAAGCAAAAGAGCGCUCUGAGCCUCUACCAUACGCCCCGCACAUGCCACAAGUCGCGCCUAGCCCCGAAUUACACCAGACCGAGAUCUCUCCUCCAGUAAUGACCGCAUCCCAGCCAGAAAAAACGAGCCUUACACGAACAUUUUCGAAAAAGCUGGGACUAGGCUCGACACCAAAGAGCCAUUCGCCUACGCAUGUACCCAGCACGAUUCACGAAGACAAGCAGUCCAAUGGCCUCAAUCCCUCCGCUGCUGCCACAGCAGCGUCGAAUUCCCUAACCGCCGGUAUGUCUGGCGGUUCUUAUCCAGCUUCCUCACCUGGAAUUCCAUCGCCUACAUCGCCUAUGCCUCCAUACCAACCACUCGCGCCACGCUCGUAUCAGCGGGACGGCGCAGCAUCCGCCACGCCCUUUCACGACGACAGCUCUCGAGCCUAUACCGCACCACCGUAUGAGCCGCCGUCGAGUGCCAAGUCAGCUACAUCAGGUGGCGGCAAAUCCACGCCCGGCUCUGCACCGGCGCGCGAACAGUCUUCGUCCGCGCCGCCAGGUGGUCAAGCGCAGAGCGCGGGUCCCGGAGCAUCCAGAGAGGGCGGCGGUGGUCAAGAAGCGCCGCAAAUCGAGAUCUUCAAGAGCUUCAAGGUAUCACUAGAAGAUCCCUGCUGGAAAGUGCUGCCCGCCGCGCUAAACAAGUACAACAUCCACGCAGACUGGCGACAUUAUGCGUUAUACAUCGUAUACGGGGAUCAAGAGCGGAGUGUCGGGCUAGAUGAAAAGCCGCUAGCGCUGUUCAAGGACCUAGAUCGGGAGGGGAAGAAACCAAUGUUCAUGCUGCGGAAGUUGGCAAACCCGAUCGUGACAGGGCCAGGAAUGGGAGGCGGGACUCUGCCGGACAGUGGCGGCGGUCGGUCCGGCGCGAUAAGCAGCGCGGCGAGCGUGCGGACGAUGGGGGCGAGCCUGAGGGAUCCGCCUGGCGGGGUGAUAUGA
Molecule: messenger RNA, 1581 nt
Organism: Cyphellophora europaea CBS 101466
Lineage: Eukaryota; Fungi; Ascomycota; Eurotiomycetes; Chaetothyriales; Cyphellophoraceae
Exons: 4
Coding region: 1-1581 (526 amino acids)
Biological process (GO): signal transduction
Molecular function (GO): protein binding
Source: RefSeq, a predicted model, not a curated record